AUGCGUUCUUACUCUGCCAUCCCCAUUGCCCUUGUCGCUGCUGCGUCCGUCGCCCCGGCCUUCGCUGCGCCCAUUGUCAAGACCACCGACAUCGAGGUUCGCGAGGACUCGUUCCUUCCCACUCGGGAGGUGACCGAGUUCGAGGCGCGCUCUGUCGAUGAUGAGUUCGAGCUCGCUCGCCGCGACCUCCAGGAGGAGCUGUUCACUCGCUUCUUCGACGAGGAGCUUGAGGCUCGUGCGCCCCAUCACGAUGAGGAGCACGACGCUGAGGAGUACGGCCACCAUGGUCAUCACCAUCACCAUCACCACCCCGGCCACUACCACCACGGCGAGCACUUCGACAGCGAGGAGUACGGCCACCACGGUCACCACCACCACCACCACGAUGGCGAGUUCUUCCACGACGGUGACCACUACGAUCAGCGCAUCCACCACCACGGCCACCACCGUCACCACCACCACCACCACCACGGCGGCGAGCACUUGGAGGGUGAGCACUACGGCCACCACCACGGUCACCACCACCACCACCACCACCACGCCGAGGACGUUGACGGUGAGGAGUUCGGUCACCACCGUCACCACCACGAGGGCGAGCACCACCACGGCCACCACCACGAGGGCGAGCACUUCCACCACGGGUACGCUCGUGCGGUUCCCGCUUCGCCGGCUCCGGAGGUCCCUGCCACUGGUGCCGCGACCCAGGACGCGGCUCCCCACGCGCACUCUGCCCAGCACGAGGCGCACGGCGCUACGGGCACGGGCGAGCACGCUCAUGGACAGCACUCCGUGCACGCUGGUGCGCACAGCCAGGAGCCCCACGUUGGUACGCACGGCCAGGAGCACAACGGUGCCCACGCUCACAACGGUGCCCACGCUCACAAUGGUGCCCACGCUCACAACGGUGUCCACACUGGAGCGCACGAGGGCGCCGGCGCGCACCGCACGGGUCACCGAGGUGCGCAAGAAGAGCACCGCGAUGCCCACUCUGGCCGGCGCGGUCGUGGGAGCCAUGGUUCUCAGAACAAGGGUCAUGGUCGUCACGGCGUGGAGGGUGAGCGCACGGGUGUUCAGCACGCCGGCGCGCACCACAACCACGAGCAACACUCCGGUGUGCACCCCGCAGGUUCCCGCGAGGGGCAGCACCACGGCACUCAGCACGCUGAGGAGACUGGUGUGCAGCACCACUCUGAGCAGACCGGUGUGCAGCACCACACUCAGCAGACCGGUGCGCAGCACAACGCUGAGGGCGUGCAGCCGGCCCCUGGCACCUUGGCCCACAAGGCGCGCGAGCUCGAGCUGCUCGUCCGUUCGCUCUUCGGUGACUACGACGAGCUUGACUAA
Molecule: messenger RNA, 1344 nt
Organism: Rhodofomes roseus
Lineage: Eukaryota; Fungi; Basidiomycota; Agaricomycetes; Polyporales; Fomitopsidaceae
Exons: 2
Coding region: 1-1344 (447 amino acids)
Source: RefSeq, a predicted model, not a curated record